CCGUCCAUCAACGAAAACCGUCAUCACAUCUAAAAACGUCGUUGAGCGCAUGGGAUAUUUUCCAUCAUGCACACAAAAGUAACUUGAGGUGUCGCCAGGAGCCUCGCAAUUCUAACCGUCACAUUGCGUUCCUAUGCUAGCAAUACACUACACCGCUGAUGAACAUGCGCUGCUUUGUCUCGCCAUAUUUGCUGCUCCACACAGGCAGAUAUCGCAUCUGGGCCUGCAACAGCAACGCGGCUUCGAUCGUGUCCAAUCUGAACCGCAUAUCUCGACCUAACUCAAUACAUGUCAUCGGCCAUCCCUCACGGCACUCAUCAACAAAGGCGUCACUAAAAUCCGAUUCAACCUCCUCGACCGAUUUUUACUCCUAUACAAGCGGACGUUUCGUAUACAAUGAGCAAGCGCGACUCAAGGAACGAUAUGUCGAGUUCGACGUAGAUGAACUGUACGCCGCUGCUCAUCGAGCAAUUGGGCAAAAACAUGGCUCCGUCAAACAAAUGAUCAAGCUCGCCGAAGGAGGCUUCAACCGCGUCUUCCUCUUACAGAUGGAGGAUGGGUUUGAGAUCGUCGCGAAGAUUCCUUACCAUAUCGCUGCUCCCGCAUUUUACACUACGGCGAGCGAAGCUGCGACUUUGACCUACUUGAAAUCCAAGGGUAUUCCGGUCCCCGAGGUGUACGCGUAUUGCGCUCAAAAGGGCAACCCUGUCCGCAGCGAAUAUAUCCUGUUGGAAAAGGCAUCUGGUGUUUCUGCCAUCACUCGAUGGGCCGAGAUGACUGUGCUCGAGAUUAAGCGACUUGGCCAUAGCAUCGUGGAGCUGGAAAAGAGGCUCUUUGAGUUGCCAUUCGGGGCUUUCGGAAGCCUGUAUUUCAAGCAUGAUAUUCACCAAGCUCAGCAAGCUCCGCUCUAUGCAGACGACGAAAGCUCUGAUGACGAUAUGCAGAGGUUCUGCAUUGGGCCGAUCGCGGAUUAUAUGUUUUGGCAAGGGCGGAAGGCAUCACUCGAGCUCGAUCGCGGACCAUGGAGGAGUCCAGUGGAAUACCUGGAGGCCAUCGCGCGCAACGAGAUUCUCUGUACGCAGAAGUACGGUAAGCCCAUGGAGCCUGCGUUUCCACAUAAUGCUCUUGAGCUAGGUGUGCAGUAUCCAAGCGAUUACAUUCGAUGCCUCGAAGAUUAUACCUCUCUGGCGCCACAUCUCUUGCCACAGCCGCCCACGCACCCAUUUAAUCGACCUACCCUUCGGCAUCCAGAUCUCACACCUUCCAACAUCUUCAUCGACCCGGCAACUGGUCGGACCACUUGUUUGAUCGAUUGGCAGCAUAGUAUCAUCCAACCACAAAUUCUCGCGGCGGGAUACCCUCCAGCCUUUGAAAAUCCAGAUGAGGCGAUCCCGUCGAAUCUCGACGAGCCGAAACUACCAGAGGAGCUAAGCACAAUUUCCGAACAUGAGCAAUCGGAAGCAAGAGCCCUUCAUCGCCAGCGAUCUCUUUUCCAUAGCUAUCGUGUCCUCACCGGCGGCUUGAACAAACCACACCAUGCCGCGUUGAGAGACCGCAUGGGACGCCUCCUCCACCUACUCGUCGAUUUCGCAGGCCGUGAAUGGGAUGGCAACAACGUCACUCUCAGAGGCGCGAUUAUGCGCACGGUACAACACUGGCAUCUCUUGCCAGACACCGAGGGGAAGAUCUGCCCUGUCCAUUUCGACGAGGCUGAAGUAGAGAGAUUCAACACACUGGAGGAGCGUUGGGCUAUGAUGAAUGCGAUGCUAGAGGAAUACCGUCGUCGGAUCUGCGGGAUGAACGAAGAUGGUUGGGUACGCAAUGAGGACUCUGGACCGGCAAAGUCUGAGUUGAAGAAUCUCGAAGAAGAGAUCUUGGCGAUGUGUGACGGCGACGUCGAUGAUGAGAGGGCGUUCAGGACGGGCUGGCCGUUUCGCGAUCGGGACGGUGGCGAAUGAAGUACAUUAAUAACUCUUCUUACUGGGCUCAACUCCAUCGUUUUGUCUCCAUUUGGCGCUUUCCGCCCCGACUUUCUUUUACGCAUAAAAGCUUCAGGUCAAUUCUGCCCGUCAUUU
Dissoconium aciculare CBS 342.82 is the source of this 2075-nucleotide messenger RNA. RefSeq lists its product as uncharacterized. The coding region runs from base 159 to 1958 and encodes 599 amino acids. Lineage: Eukaryota; Fungi; Ascomycota; Dothideomycetes; Mycosphaerellales; Dissoconiaceae. The transcript has a single exon. The record is from RefSeq and is a predicted model, not a curated record. Gene Ontology annotation, cellular component: mitochondrion.